UCUCUACCUCUUCUCAUUAUUUUGUCUUAAUUUUUUAAUUUUUUUUUUUGUUGAAGUGAGACUUAUUCUAGAAAUUAUGGAGUCAUGGAAUGCACAAAUGAUGAUGGACAAGUACAUCUAUAAUUACUUGGUUACAAAGGGGUUGCAUGAGACUGCUGAGAUAUUUGCAAUUGAAGCAAAUGUUGUAAAUCCCAGAAAUGUUGCUAUCGAAUCUCCAGAGGGAUAUCUCAUGGAAUGGUGGGGCGGAUUUUAUGAUAUAUACAAUACUUAUCAGGCUGAGAAGGUCCAAAGAUUUUAUGAGAAGGAUACAUGGACUACUGAAAAUGUGGGAUACCAUAUCCCUUCUGAUGUGCCAACAUCUUCUCCAAAUACUCUCACACCGGUGCGCGAUAUAUCUCAUGCAGAGCCGGCGUUCCACCUAAUGACACCUGAGGAUGAACUGAGCCAACCGAUGGAGCAAAUUCCAACUAUGCCUCAACAGUCGGAGGGCAAAGAUGAGGGAGAGGUAGAGGUAGAUGAUAUUAACUUCAAACGAACUGUGCAGAUGGAACCAAAUCCCCAUCCCCUUAAAAAGAUUAAGCUUAUGGUGUCAGAACCUUCUGAAGCAGGUUCGUUGUAUUGGUUUCAAAUACUUAGCGGUUAUGUCUUAGAAUCUUUUGUCUUUGAUCUUGACAACACAUGUUAG
Molecule: messenger RNA, 685 nt
Organism: Capsicum annuum
Lineage: Eukaryota; Viridiplantae; Streptophyta; Magnoliopsida; Solanales; Solanaceae
Exons: 7
Coding region: 77-685 (202 amino acids)
Molecular function (GO): protein binding; transcription corepressor activity
Source: RefSeq, a predicted model, not a curated record